Odobenus rosmarus divergens (Pacific walrus) is the source of this 2607-nucleotide messenger RNA. It is a transcript of the gene RAPGEFL1, whose product is annotated as Rap guanine nucleotide exchange factor (GEF)-like 1. Gene Ontology annotation, biological process: positive regulation of GTPase activity; Ras protein signal transduction. NCBI's taxonomy places the organism in Eukaryota, Metazoa, Chordata, Mammalia, Carnivora, Odobenidae. Gene Ontology annotation, cellular component: plasma membrane. Gene Ontology annotation, molecular function: guanyl-nucleotide exchange factor activity. The transcript has 15 exons. The record is from RefSeq and is a predicted model, not a curated record.
AUGAAGCCGUUGGAGAAAUUUUUGAAGAAGCAGACGUCGCAGCUGGCGGGGCGAACGGUGGCGGGAGGUCCCGGCGGGGGUCCGGGAAGCUGCGGCGGGCCUGGCGGGGGCGGGGGACCUGGCGGGGGCGGCGGUCCAACCGGAGGACUGCGGCCACUGCAGCGGCGUCAGAGCGUGUCUCGCCUGCUGCUCCCCGCUUUCCUCCGGGAGCCUCCCGCCGAGCCGGGGCUGGAGCCACCCCCUGAAGAGGAAGGGGUAGAGCCGGCGGGGGUCGCGGAGGAGCUCGGCAGCGGGGGGCCGUGUUGGCUACAGCUCGAGGAGGUGCCGGGGCCCGGGCCGCUCGGGGGAGGGGGACCCCUGCGCUCCCCUUCCUCGUACUCCUCUGACGAGCUGUCCCCGGGCGAGCCCCUGACCUCCCCGCCCUGGGCCCCCCUGGGCGCCCCCGAGCGGCCGGAGCAUCUUCUGAACCGGGUGCUGGAGCGGCUCGCCGGAGGGGCCACCAGGGACAGCGCCGCCUCAGAUAUCCUGCUGGAUGACAUCGUCCUCACCCAUUCUCUCUUCCUCCCCACGGAGAAAUUUCUGCAGGAGCUACACCAGUAAUAUCCUUUUAUGGAGCGAGGCAUGGAGGGCCCUGAGGGGCUGGGCCGGAAGCAGGCCUGUCUAGCCAUGCUCCUUCAUUUCCUGGACACCUACCAGGGGCUGCUGCAGGAGGAAGAGGGGGCCGGCCGCAUCAUCAAGGAUCUGUACCUGCUGAUCAUGAAGGAUGAGUCCCUUUACCAGGACCUCCGAGAGGACACAUUGAGGCUGCACCAGCUUGUGGAAACAGUGGAGCUAAAGAUCCCAGAGGAAAGCCAGCCACCCAGCAAGCAAGUGAAGCCACUCUUCCGUCACUUCCGCCGCAUCGACUCCUGUCUGCAGACCCGAGUGGCCUUCCGGGGCUCUGAUGAGAUCUUCUGCCGGGUCUACAUGCCUGACCACUCUUACGUGACCAUCCGCAGCCGCCUCUCGGCGUCUGUGCAGGACAUCCUGGGCUCUGUGACAGAGAAGUUGCAGUACUCGGAGGAGCCUGCGGGGCGUGGGGACUCCCUCAUCUUGGUAGCUGUGGCUUCCUCCGGAGAGAAGGUCCUUCUCCAGCCCACUGAAGACUGUGUCUUCACCACGCUGGGCAUCAACAGCCACCUGUUUGCCUGUACGCGGGACAGCUUUGAGGCCCUGAUGCCCCUCCCUGAGGAGAUCCAGGUCUCCCCUGGAGACACAGAGAUCCACCGAGUGGAGCCCGAGGACGUUGCCAACCACCUUACUGCCUUCCACUGGGAGCUCUUCCGAUGUGUGCACGAGCUGGAAUUCGUGGACUACGUGUUCCACGGGGAGCGCGGCCGCCGGGAGACGGCCAACCUGGAGCUGCUGCUGCAGCGGUGCAGCGAGGUCACGCACUGGGUGGCCACCGAGGUGCUGCUCUGCGAGGCCCCGGGCAAGCGCGCGCAGCUGCUCAAGAAGUUCCUCAAGAUCGCGGCCAUCUGCAAGCAGAACCAAGACCUGCUGUCCUUCUACGCCGUGGUCAUGGGGCUGGACAACGCCGCCGUCAGCCGCCUGCGCCUCACCUGGGAGAAGCUGCCAGGGAAAUUCAAGAACUUGUUCCGCAAAUUUGAGAACCUGACAGACCCCUGCAGGAACCACAAAAGCUACCGAGAAGUGAUCUCCAAGAUGAAACCUCCUGUGAUUCCCUUCGUGCCUCUGAUCCUCAAAGACUUGACUUUCCUGCACGAGGGGAGUAAGACCCUUGUCGAUGGUUUGGUGAACAUUGAGAAGCUGCAUUCAGUGGCUGAAAAAGUGAGGACAAUCCGCAAAUACCGGAGCCGGCCCCUUUGCCUGGAUAUGGAGGCAUCCCCCCAUCACCUGCAGACCAAGGCCUAUGUGCGCCAGUUCCAGGUCAUCGACAACCAGAACCUCCUCUUUGAGCUCUCCUACAAGCUAGAGGCUAAUAGUCAGUGAGAACAGAGGUUCUGGUCAGUGCCCCACCAAGGUCCUCGGGCACCUGGCACUCAAGCACUUUGCACGAUGUCCCAACUCACCCCUGACAUCUUUCCGCUGGAGCAACUUCCUGCCCCUCAGGAAAGAGUCAGAUGGACUUACCCCUGGACUCAUAAGCCUGUUCAUCCUGCUGAAGUCCUGUCCCCCUUGCUCCUUCCAGCCAAAACCAUACUCUGCUGGUUCCUGCCCUUGCAGGGAAGGGGGGCAGAAUGCUCCUUCCUCUGUCCCCUCCUAUCAAGGUCCAGUCCAGAGAUGGAGUUUCCAACCUCCUCCCAAGCAGGCAGGAAAGCUGCCCACCCUCCUGUCUCACAGAGCGGAAUCGUGGGAGGGAUUGGUGGCCUUCCUUUUCCCUCCUGUCCAGCCUCUCCCUGGUCAGGGCUGGGACCCCUGAAUGUACUGCCCUGGAAUAUUAUAUUGCCCCUGUGUCUGUGUGCGUGUGUGUGCACCUGUCCCCUUUAAGAAGCAGGAGUGCAUCCGGUAAUUGAGGGAAGGUGUUGCGUGUAGAGGGGUCCUUCUGUUUGGUGCUACCCUGGUCUACUCUGCCCUGCGGUGGUGCGGGGUGCUUUCACCACCCCC